AUGUGGAUGUGCUGCAACAAAACCAUCAUUCUUAACACCAAGAAUAACUCAAGGUUAUAUGGAACAGCUAAUUCUUGGCCAUGGAUUGUAGCACUUUAUAUAAAUAAUGCUAAAGUAUUUUGUGGAGGAUUUCUUAUAUCUUAUCAACAUGUUGUAACAGCAGCUCAUUGUGUAUUAGGUGUAACACCAAGUACAAUUACAGUUUAUGCUGGUAUACAAACGCUUUCAUCACGAAGUAGUGGUCAAUCUCGUGUUGUUUAUAAUUUAACAACUCAUCCAAGUUAUUCAGCAUCAGAUUUUACAAAUGAUAUAGCUAUACUUACACUUCAAUCAGUCUUUGAUCAAACAUCAAUAGUUGGUAAAUGUUGUUUAACAUUUGUUACUUCAUUACCGAGUAUUGGUGAACAUGCUGUUAUUGUUGGUUGGGGAGUAACAUCAUCAACUAGUACAACUGUAUCAGAUCAAUUACUUCAAGGUGUUAUUCAAGUUCAAAGCAGUUCAUCAUCAUGUUCUCCUACACCAAGUCGCCUUCAACUUUGUACUGGUUAG
Molecule: messenger RNA, 549 nt
Organism: Rotaria sp. Silwood2
Lineage: Eukaryota; Metazoa; Rotifera; Eurotatoria; Philodinida; Philodinidae
Source: the annotation of a GenBank genome assembly